AUGGAGAUUGGUACCCGGACCCCAGGCAGCUUCUCAAAGGGCUUCCUGUUCUCAGCCUUGAUCCUGUCUCUCUGGCUGCCCCAAGGCUCCCAGGCAGCCCUCCACAUCCUAAAGACUCCAGAGAAGCCCCAAAUGAACCAGGACCUUCUCAUGUCCCUUCAUGGUGUCCCUGGCACCAUCCAGGACUUUAUCUGGUACCUGGGGGAGGAGACUAAUGGAGGCACAAGGCUGUUCUCUUACAUCCCUGGACUACAGCGGCCCCAGAGGGAUGGCUACGCCAUGGGACAGCGAGACAUUGUUGGCUUCCCCAAUGGUUCCAUGUUGCUGAGACGUGCCCAGCCUUCAGACAGUGGCAUCUACCAAGUGGCCAUCACCGUCAAUCCUGCCUGGACAUUGAAGGCCAAGACUGAGGUCCAGGUGGCUGAUACACGCGAAUACUCACUCACAUCCCACCUGCCUGUCAAUGCUGGGAUCAUGGCUGCCACCAUCACUGGGAGUCUUGCUGUGGGCUCACUGCUUGUAAGUGGCAUUGCCUACCUCCUGGUCACUCGAAGACGGAAGGGCAGGAGCCCCAGGAUUGCAGCUACAGAGCAGCCGGAACUGAACACUAUUCCUGAGUCUGGUGAUAGCAAUGUCUAUGAAGUGAUGCCAUCUCCAGUCUUCCUGGUGUCCCCCAUCAGAGACACAGGGCCAGUGAACCCAGCCAUGAGCCGGCCUCCACUCGCUUCCCAGCAACCGCAGCCUGAGAACCAGUACUACCAGGACCUGCUAAACCCCGACCCAGCCCCUUACUGCCAGCUGGUGCCAACAUCCUGA
Chionomys nivalis (European snow vole) is the source of this 816-nucleotide messenger RNA. RefSeq names its product CEA cell adhesion molecule 19 (gene Ceacam19). The record is from RefSeq and is a predicted model, not a curated record. The transcript has 7 exons. The coding region runs from base 1 to 816 and encodes 271 amino acids. Lineage: Eukaryota; Metazoa; Chordata; Mammalia; Rodentia; Cricetidae.